CCUUGGGAUUUUCUGGCAACGUCACGGUGUACACCAGAAACAAAAUGUUGAAUUCUUGUUAUUCUUCCUACUGUGAAAGCAAAACGCUGUCAGUCAGAGUGUUAGUUGUUCUUCUCCAGUUCUCCCUCACAGUCACAAAGAUAUCGGCCGGGUUGGGUUCAAAUUGCCAAGGCUAAUUCUGGGACUAAUGUCGGAAAUGGAAAAUGAACAACAUUUUGAUGUCAUCAAAGGGUUACACGGUGCGCACGUCAAACACUUGAAUGAUGUACUGGAAAACAUUUUCAAGUACUUGGAUGCUGAAAGCCUACUAAAUGCAGAACUCACUUGUAAAGCUUGGAAAGCAGCUGCUUCUGUUGUGAAUCAAAAGAAACUGUGGAAGUUGUGCUGUGUAAUUUAUGUACUCAUGUCGGAAAAAGAAAAUGAACAACAUUUUGAUGUCAUCAACGGGUUACACGUAAGACACAUGAAUAAUGUAGUGGAGGAAAUUUUCCAAUACUUGGAUGCUGAAAGCCUACGAAAUGCAGAACUCACUUGUAAAGCUUGGAAAGCAGCUGCUUCUGAGGUGAAUCAAGAAAAAUUGUGGCAAGUGUUGCUUCAAAACAAAAUGUUAACUUCACCACUAUGGGAGAGACUUGAUCAUUGUCUACCAUCAAAACUUCCUCAACCUUCCAGUAAUAGCUUGUCAUCCCGGAACCUCUUCAACAAAUUUGAGUUUACCGUUAAGGCUCUCCAAAAAAACUGGUUGGAAAAUGACUUAAACAGGGACUAUGUUGAUUGUGAUGUUAGAUUGCGAAGAGGUGUCCUCCAGAUAAGCAACAAGUUCAUUGCUCUAUGGGAACCCAUCAAUGGAGUAUUUAAAAUUUGGAACAGAAUUACAUUGAAAUUGGAAGAGGUUAUUCAGGGACCUCCAGUUAAAUUUGAUUUGAAUUAUGAAUUGUAUGAACAUGCACUACUAUAUUCAUCGAAUGGAUGGAAUGGAUGGAUUUAUAUCCGGAAUCUUACCACAAAAACAACAAAAAUUUAUAAGCCUUUUGGAUCAGAUAAUGGAAAAUCGAUAAUUUAUUUACGUGUCGAAAACGGAUUUCUUAGCUGUGCUGCUGCUAAAAAGGAAACGUUUAUCAUGAAGAUGAACUAUCGUAGCGAUGUUGUUGUCUGGAAAAUGAAAUCUCCAACUGAAAUUGAAUGGGAGAAUCCCAGGACAGUUUCAUCCGUUAGAAUGGACUGCACCAGCAGAAUCUUAAUGGAUAAUAAAUUCAUUGUUGUCGCUCAUCAAGAAUCGUUUGAUACUACCUGUGAUGUCUAUCUCAUGUCAAAGCCUCAGAGAAAACCAAAAUUCAUAAAACUGGUGGGAUAUCCUGAACUUUUAUUUCAAGAUGGAAUUCUUCUCAUGGUCACGAAUGAAGGCGAAAUCAAAAUCGUAGAUGUGGAGACGAAUAACUCAAGAAUUAUUGCCAAUAUUGGGGUGGAUGUUUCGGAACGCAGUAAUUUCUUGAGAAUUCAUUCUGGCUAUAUAUUUGCCUUUUUCCUUGUUGGAUGCCCACAUGGAUCUCGAAUUCAAAUUUGGGAUUUCAAAAAAGCCACUGAUCCCACAACGAAUCUGCCUCUUCCGCCAUUUUUCUCUCAUACCGUGUAUAUGGAACCACCACUGGUACUUCACGCUGACGCAUUUGGAGUACUGACAGUGAACCGAGAAACUGGAACUGUGAAUUCGCGCAAUAUCAUAUGGGCACUCAAUUUUCUACCAAUCUGCAAUUUUUGCAAGCAGGUUAAGAAACGUUUGCUUAAAUGUGCUUCGUGUUUGUCUGCCAAAUAUUGUAGUUCCGUUUGUCAGAAAGCUGACUGGAAUCAUCACAGGUAUUUGUGCCGAAAAACAGAGAAAAAUGUUCCCUUUACUUUGGCCUAAACUAUGGGUUUGCCAUUUGGUUAAUGAAAGGAGUGGAGAGGUUUUCAUGAUUUGUGGAUUUUUUAAAACUUAGUAAAUCAUGCUUUUCUAAGACCAUAAUCUAGAGGAUCUAUCGCCGGAAAAAUAAUCGCACUUAAAAUUUUUCUUUUCGUAUUUAAGCUUGUUUCUCCCUGUUGCUUUGUUUGUGUUUGUCGUAUAAGGUAUAACUUUGGUAACCCGAUUGUGUAUUUUGUUCAAAAAACGAAAUAUAUACCUUCUUUAAUUCUAA
Messenger RNA from Daphnia pulex (common water flea), 2171 nucleotides. RefSeq names its product F-box/WD repeat-containing protein 11-like. Gene Ontology annotation, biological process: negative regulation of DNA-templated transcription. NCBI's taxonomy places the organism in Eukaryota, Metazoa, Arthropoda, Branchiopoda, Diplostraca, Daphniidae. The transcript is spliced from 12 exons. Gene Ontology annotation, molecular function: transcription corepressor activity; protein binding. The record is from RefSeq and is a predicted model, not a curated record. The coding region runs from base 188 to 1903 and encodes 571 amino acids.